AAGCCGUCAAUGAAUGCUAUAUCAAAUCCCAUUCAUCUUCAUCUCAAACUUAAAGGCACUAUUAAAGCACUUUUAUCUUUCAUAGUGUCAUUUGACCAUCUUCAAAGUAGGCUCUGGCUCAACUUUCUCACUUUACUUUUGUUCACUCACAUGAAACUUGUCGCUAUCCUCCUCAUGAUUGCGCACGUUUGGGCCUGGCCAUCGUCAACAAUAUUGUCUACCAUCUCAUCGGCAAUAGUUGGAGUCGACAAAAAUAAUGCGACUACCAAGUGCUGGGGUGGCUGUGACUCGGAAGUAAAUACCGUUAGGUCGAUUACAACUACUUGGUCAGAUCACAUUGGCUACGGGGGGUUGAUGCAAGACUUCCCCUCUGUUUGUCAAGGAAUACAAUCAUUUUCUAUUAUCUGCGCCAAUACGGUCAUCGAAUGGCAGAAAACCAACAAAAAGUUUCAAGUGAUUCAAGUUGAGGUACACAGAAUGGCAACCAGCUGUUUUGAACUUUUCCAACAAUAUAGCAUCGGUUGUGGGACUUGUCAAAAGAGCAGGGCCUUUCAAUUUCAGAGCGCUGUACAAGGUUUCUUCAUAGUAAUGCAAUCCAUCAUCUCAAUCCUUGUUGAGCGGUAUAACUCACACCUAGACCAAUGUUUCUCCGAAUUCGAGCUCAUCUCGGCCUCUAUCCAUGCUAUCACUGGCAUUGCACAUAGUCUGGAUAUUGACCUUGGUAGUAUCUUGAUGAGUAUCGGAAUUGACCUCCUGCUUUUCGAUUCGGUAAACAUUGACCUUCGUGCCAUACUCAACCUUCCUCUCUCUGGUCUAUUCGGUGUUGUUGAUGGUGUUGUCCACGGCCUCCUUGAUGGCGGAAAGAGUCGUGCUGCUGAACUUCUUGUCCUUAUGUGAGAUCAUGUCUUGCAUACUUGGAUACUUAAAUCUCACUCCUACCCAUCACAUGAACAAUUUUUAUUACACUGUCAUAGUUCAAGGCUUCCUGCCGUUAUUUUACAUUGUUAAUUACUAUUAUCCAUUUCAUCUCUACUUGGACUCUGUCGGACACUUUCACUCUGUUUUUUAAUAUGCAUAUCCACAAACAAUAUAUAACAUUUGCUUCUUGUAUACCCGGUCGAUGAUCGACCGAUGACCGCAUAUUUGUCAGUUUGAAAAUAUCUUUCCAAUUGAACAAUC
Molecule: messenger RNA, 1179 nt
Organism: Melampsora larici-populina 98AG31
Lineage: Eukaryota; Fungi; Basidiomycota; Pucciniomycetes; Pucciniales; Melampsoraceae
Exons: 6
Coding region: 151-897 (248 amino acids)
Source: RefSeq, a predicted model, not a curated record